Messenger RNA from Morchella sextelata, 708 nucleotides. RefSeq lists its product as uncharacterized. Lineage: Eukaryota; Fungi; Ascomycota; Pezizomycetes; Pezizales; Morchellaceae. The record is from RefSeq and is a predicted model, not a curated record. The transcript has a single exon. The coding region runs from base 1 to 708 and encodes 235 amino acids.
AUGGGAAGGACAGACCCCCACUUCCCCACCACCCUACGAGACCGAACCUAUUCACACACCGCCCUCCUCAGAGGCCAACCCAAUCCGCCAAAGAAAUGGAACUCCAAAGCGAAGAAAGGUGUAGCACACACACCAAUCGAACACCUCUGCUCCCUGCUCCUCCCCCUGAUCGAGGAAGGCGUAGAUCAGAACAAGAUGGCUCAUAGAGCCAAGCAACAACUGCUGGAUAACUGGCGCACUCAUUUCCCAACCCCGACCUACUACACACACAGACUAGAUACGUCUCCCCUACCCUUUACACACCUUCACAAAUUCAUUGCCACAAGAAUCCACCAAAUACGAUCAGGGAAGAGCUACCUACGAGCACAGCAAUCCUGGAUCAACCUACACACCUCGCCCAAAUGUCGGAAAUGUGGUCUCGAGGAUGAGACCCCCGACCAUGCUAUACUACAAUGCACCGCUACCGCACUCACCCGCUCCCAAACUCUAAACGGAGUCACAUCCCUUGAGGAAAUCUGGGAUAACUACACCCUCACCCUCCUACUAGGAGCCUACAUCACCAAAACUAGAACAGGCUACCUAGUCAGCCGGGGACCCUCACCACUCGAAUCAGGCUCAGGAACCUCAUCCCCCCUCAGCUCAGUCUCCUACUCCUCCACGUCAUCAACACCAAUCAUGGGCCCAAUACCCAUAGUUUACGCGUCCUAA